Molecule: messenger RNA, 129 nt
Organism: Racocetra fulgida
Lineage: Eukaryota; Fungi; Glomeromycota; Glomeromycetes; Diversisporales; Gigasporaceae
Source: the annotation of a GenBank genome assembly
AGAAGGUAUAUAUUUGUCUUAGUGCUGCUAAGAUUGCUCUUAGUCUAUUCCGGUUCCUUAUUGGUAAUGAAAAUGGAAGAGACUCCAGAAUUUCUCAUGGGAUUUCUUCAGAUGUCAUAGGUAAUGGCA